AAUUCAGAGAAGGUUGCAGCUUGGAAACUCUCGAAUUGAAUGAGAAUUUUCUUGAAGGAAGGAUACCUCGAUCACUUGCCCACUGCAAAGCAUUAAAAGUAUUGGAUCUUGGAAAUAAUCAAUUGAAUGACACAUUUCCUUGUCAUUUGAACGGCUUAUCUAACUUGCAAGUUCUCAUCCUUCAUUCCAACAAGCUCCAUGGAACUAUUGUUUGUCCACAGAGUCACUCAAUAUGGCCAUUACUUCAAAUAAUGGACGUAUCUUCCAAUCACUUUAUCGGUGAACUGAAAGCCCAAAGUCUUUUUAAUUGGCCAUUGAUGAUGGCUGGAGUAACUAAAGAGCAAUCAGAACCAAGCUUUAUACAAACCUCUUUUUCAGGUGGUGCUAAAUACUAUCAAAAUUCAAUUUCACUCAACUUUAAAGGUAAUUCCUAUCAGUUGCAAUAUAUCCUAACAAUCUUCACUAGCAUUGAUUUCUCCAACAAUGCUUUUCAUGGUGAGCUGCCAGAAGAGUUGGGAAAUUUGAAUGCUCUUGUAGUUCUCAACCUCUCUUACAACUCUUUCUCCGGCCAUAUUCCAUCAUCACUUGGGAAUUUGAGCCAGAUUGAGUCAUUGGAUCUCUCUUGGAAUAACUUGAGUGGGAAGAUACCUGCGCAACUUGCGAACUUGAAUUUCCUAGAGUACUUGGACCUAUCCUUCAACAAGUUGUCGGGAAAGAUCCCAACAGGCCCUCAACUUCAAACAUUCAAAGCAUCUUCAUAUGAAGGCAACCAAGGACUCUACGGUCCACCAUUGACAGCAAAAGAUCCAACAGUGACUCCACCUACUUCUUCAGAGGGAUCAAAUUGGAGUUCAAAGAGCGAACAAGAGUGGAUGUUAAGGGGUGCUGAAGUUGGGUUUCCGGUUGGGAUUACCGUCUUUGUAGGGCCUAUCCUUUACAUCAAAAGGUAUAGGGAAUGGUAUUGCAAACAUCUUCACAUACUGAUCAUGAAAAUCCUACGAAAGGAAGAUAAUAUUACAAGGGCAAGGAGGAGGAGAAGGAGGAACCAACAAAGGCAGAGACACUAGACCCAUAGAAAUCAAGUAGAAGUCAAUCAAGGGUGUUGCUGUGUCGGAUACUGCUGUGGAUACCAGAUAUGUAAUGUAUUGAACUAAAGAUUUUACGCAUGUAUGGUGAAAUAAAGAAUCAUAGUAAUUAGUAUAGUUUGUAAGACUUUAAGAAUUGUAUAAGUAUCAAGGUAUGACACUUUAUAAUCA
This is a messenger RNA of Chenopodium quinoa (quinoa), 1256 nucleotides long. Its product is annotated as receptor-like protein 12. The transcript has 2 exons. NCBI's taxonomy places the organism in Eukaryota, Viridiplantae, Streptophyta, Magnoliopsida, Caryophyllales, Amaranthaceae. Gene Ontology annotation, molecular function: protein binding. The record is from RefSeq and is a predicted model, not a curated record. The coding region runs from base 252 to 1067 and encodes 271 amino acids.